This is a messenger RNA of Sipha flava (yellow sugarcane aphid), 1428 nucleotides long. RefSeq lists its product as uncharacterized. Bases 31 to 708 code for a protein of 225 amino acids. The transcript is spliced from 3 exons. The record is from RefSeq and is a predicted model, not a curated record. Lineage: Eukaryota; Metazoa; Arthropoda; Insecta; Hemiptera; Aphididae.
GCAUGCUUUCAAAUAGUCGUGCGCGUAUUUAUGACUAGUGAGUCGAAGACCGAAGUAUUCAUUAUUAUGUUAUCACACGUUACAUCACCGCCGCGCCGUCCUCAUCAUACUAAAAAAAUAAAAGAAAACUUCAGAGUUCCAGAAAUAACAGCUGCAUCUGGAAAUGAAGUAUCAGCAUCAGCAGUAUACAACACAUUAGAAGACUGGAAUUUAGUAGAAAAUGUUCAAGCUUUUGGUUUUGACACAACAGCGUCAAAAACUGGCAGAUUGAAAGGAGCGUGUACUAUACUAGAGCAGAAGUUAGAAAGAGAUGUAUUAUAUUUUGGAUGUCGACAUCACGUGUUCGAAAUUGUAUUGGCAGCAGUUUUUACAAAAUGUAAAUUUACCGUAUCUGGACCAGACAUUCCAUUAUUCAAAAGAUUUCAGGCAAAUCGGUCCAAAAUAAAUACUCAACAUUUUAUUCCGGGCAUAAAUAGUACGAAAGUACAAGAGGUCUUCAAAAAUAAUUUAGAUGAUAUUUUAAUAUCACUUAAAACGGCCAUUUCAAAAAAACUACCCCGUGAAGACCACCGCGAGCUUUUGGAUUUGUCAAUCAUUUAUCUUGGUGGUGUGCCUCCAGGUGGAAUACAUUUUAGGAAACCUGGAGCAUAUCACAUGGCAAAGUGGAUGGCAAAAGCCAUAUACACUUUAAAAUUACAUCUAUUUUAAACAGAAUUUAAAUUAUCAAAAUUAGAAGAAAAGUCGUUAUUUCAUAUUACAUCAUUUAUUGUAAAAUGUUAUGUUAUAUAUUGGAUUUAUGCUGUUGAGGCCGCAUCUGCCCCUUUAAACGAUAUCAAGUUUCUAAGAGAAUUAAAAUAAUACGAAGAAAUAGACAAAAAUGUAUCUGAAGUAGCCUUUUGUAAAUUUAUUAACCACCUUUACUAUUUAAUCGAAGAGUGUGCUGCAUUUGCAUUAUUUGAUGAAAGUAUAGAUGUUAACACAAAAUUAAUCAUGGCAAAAAAUAUAAAUGAGCAAAUCAAUAUCGAUGAGUCUGAAGUUCACACGAAAAAAUACAACUUAAAAAUUAGUGAAAUAACAAUUUUUUUAAGCAAACCAGACAAAGAAAUUUUAAUAUCACUGUUAUGUCAAAAAUCAGCAAAUAUAUUUCAGCGUUUUAAAAUUGAAAACUUUUUACACAUUUAUCCGUCUCUAUGGUUAAACUCAAGUGCUUACCAAAAAGGAAAAACUAUCAUUGAACAACUAAGAAAUGUCAAUAAUUCAGCUGAAAGAGGCAUAAAAAUUGUAGAAGAUUAUAAUAACAGUAUUACGAGAGAUGAAACUCAAAAACAAUUUUUAUUACAAAUGGUCAAGGACUAUAGAUCUAGAUAUCUUGAAACAACAAAAAGUGCUUUGUCCUCUCCUAUGAAUAUUUAAAUUCAAGAAAACAAA